Molecule: messenger RNA, 1167 nt
Organism: Cucurbitaria berberidis CBS 394.84
Lineage: Eukaryota; Fungi; Ascomycota; Dothideomycetes; Pleosporales; Cucurbitariaceae
Exons: 5
Coding region: 1-1167 (388 amino acids)
Source: RefSeq, a predicted model, not a curated record
AUGGCUGCGGCACCAAAGACACCCAUCACUAGAGACGAGCUGGUGCGUACCAACGCUGCCAUGCUCGUCCUAACGUCCAUCUUUAUCCUUUCGCGAGCGGCCCUUCACAUCUCGAAGCGAAAGACUCUCGAGCUACCGGACCUCUUCAUUUACUUUUCCUACGCUCUUUACGUAGCAUUAUGGAGCUGCUAUAUCCUGGUCGUCCCUCCAAUGUUCAGGGUAUAUGCAGUUAUAGGGGGCGAAAGGAAACCUUACGCGACGAUGAUGGCAGAUGGGGCGACUAUGCUGAGGCUCAUCACAGCGGGUCAGAUGUGCUUCUAUACGCUCUUGUUCGCAGUAAAGAUGUCCCUGUUGACACUUUAUCGCAAGUUGUUGGCUGGAGUCGCGGGUGUCUAUUGGAAGAUUUGGUGGGGUAUCGUUGCUUUCUGUCUGAUUUCAUGGAUUGGAAGUGUUUUUAGCAGCAUCUUUACCUGCAACAAUCUUAAGGAAAAGUUUUCUAAAGGAAGAUGCGGUGGCACAGCCAACGAAGAUCAACGGAUCAUCUUCAGCUUAUAUUUCGCUUAUUCUGUCGAUGUUGCGACCGAUCUCGCAAUCAUGUUCCUGCCAAUCCGCCUGACGUGGAAUCUUCAGAUGCCGAAAGCCCAGAAGAUGGGCGUCUUUGUUCUCUUCGGCUCCGGGUUCAUAUGUAUUGCCUUCGCCACGCUCCGUGUCGUACAACUUGGUGUCGAUGGCCGCGGCAAAACCAGGACGCCAGAACCAAAGUGGAUGCUAUUGUGGACAGUUCUUGAAUGCUCUAUGGCCAUCAUCAUCGGAUGUUCUCCCGCCUUCGCCGUCCUCAUUCGUAAACGCAUGAACUCAUCCAAGAAGGCAUCAUACAACGCUCAAGGGUACAUGAAACAGGGUACCGACGAGAUCAAGAUGAAGAGUUUAGUUAGUUCAAAUGGACGAGCGAAACGGGAUAGGCCCGACAUGUUCUGGAACGAUACGCAUAGUAGCCAGGAAGAGCUUGCAAAGAACGCAGGUCACAUAGUCGUGAAAACAACGGUGCAUCAGAACGAUGAAUUGCCGGGCAACACUAGAUGCCAUGUGAAGGUGUGUGCGAAGAGCACCCAACGUGUUACAACAGGGCGAAGGGCUGGUGGAAAAUAUGCAAAAAAAAAGAAGUAG